AUGGCAUCCUACUAUGAGAUCCUAGACGUGCCGCCGACUGCCUCCGCAGAUGACAUCAAGAAGGCGUAUCGGCGCAAGGCUCUACAGUGGCACCCGGACAAGAACCCAGAUAAUAAGGAGUUUGCUGAGAAGAAGUUCAAGGAAGUGGCGGAGGCAUAUGAAGUGCUGUCAGACCAGCAUAAGCGAGAGAUCUAUGACCGCUAUGGCCGGGAAGGGCUGACUGGAGCAGGAACUGGCCCAUCUCGGGCGGAAGCUGGCAGUGGUGGGCCCGGCUUCACCUUCACCUUCCGCAGCCCCGAGGAGGUCUUCCGGGAGUUCUUCGGGACUGGAGACCCUUUCGCGGAGCUCUUUGAAGAAUUGAGCCCCUUCUCAGAUCUUCACAGCCGGGGUUCCCGACCCGCAGGCCCCUUCUUUGCCUUCUCGACCUCCUUCCCUGGACGUGCUAAUAUCUCCGCCUCGUCUUUCUCCUUCAGUCCUGGGGCUGGUGCUUUCCGCUCUGUUUCUACAUCCACCGCCAUUGUCCAAGGACACCGCAUCACGACACGCAGAAUCAUGGAGAACGGGCAGGAGCGGGUGGAAGUGGAGGAGGACGGGCAGCUGAAGUCCGUGUCAAUCAAUGGUAUCCCAGACGACCUGGAACUGGGCUUGGAGCUAAGCCGUCGGGAACAGCGCCAGGCUGUCACCUCCAGCUCUGGGGGCGCUCAGGUGCAGCAGCCCCCUGCCUCACGCCUUCUUGACAGCAGUCUCUUGGAUGAAGAUGAGGACAUGCAGCUUGCCAUGGCCUACAGCCUGUCAGAGAUGGAGGCAGCUGGGAAGAAACCAGCAGGAUAA
Pipistrellus nathusii (Nathusius's pipistrelle) is the source of this 831-nucleotide messenger RNA. The record is from the annotation of a GenBank genome assembly. Lineage: Eukaryota; Metazoa; Chordata; Mammalia; Chiroptera; Vespertilionidae.